Molecule: messenger RNA, 5851 nt
Organism: Triplophysa rosa
Lineage: Eukaryota; Metazoa; Chordata; Actinopteri; Cypriniformes; Nemacheilidae
Gene: ptpn5
Product: protein tyrosine phosphatase non-receptor type 5
Exons: 13
Coding region: 428-1993 (521 amino acids)
Biological process (GO): protein dephosphorylation
Molecular function (GO): protein tyrosine phosphatase activity
Source: RefSeq, a predicted model, not a curated record
CCCCGAGAUCCGUUGCCUAGGUUACAUCUCCAGCUGCCACCUGAAGCGAAGCAUCACAGCAUCCUUCUCACGAACUACAACAACUCACACGUCAACGCCUUUUCAAAAUCACACAAAAGGCAUCUCACGAAACAAAAAAGAAAUAUAUAUAACUGAAAAGAGAGCGCAUAUAUUAAGACCCGGGCGCGAGGGAGCGCGCGUGCGCGCACCGACCCUCCUCGUUGUGAUUGUCAGUGAAGAGAGGCGGGCUCAUAUGGAGGGCCGCCGUUCAGCUCUGCAGCGACUGCAGCGUCUCCCGCUGCCUGCUCUUCCUCCGCGCGCGUCUCCGUGAGCGCUGUGAUGUGAAUAUUAAUGAUGCUGCGCGAAUCUCCGCGCUCAUUUUCACCUAUCUGAGAGCUGUUUACAGACACAACUUUUCAAGAGCAGCAUGGCAGAAGCCCCUGUUGAAGAGGACACACCAAAAGAGCAGGAGAGUGUCACCCCACACGCCAGUGAUCCCCUGCCAGGGCCUGGAGCUGCUCUGUGGGGUAGAAUAUUGAAAGCAAGUGUCACGGCUGGUGCUUUCCUUCUGCUGUACUCGCUGUCUCAACUCACAGGUUUGUGGGUUCAUUACAUGCUGAAUGGAUACAGGGCUUUUCCAGCCGCACACAAAGUUUUGGACCUUCUACAGUACCUUCUCUCCACCAGUGAUGCCUCUGACCAACAGAUGGAGAUUUGGAGGGUAGAGAGUUUUUUGCCCCUCAUAGCCACACUCUUCUUAGGUGUAGUCAUCCUCGUUACUGGAACACUGUUCUGCAUUAAAACCCUGGUGCCUGGAAACCCAAUUUGCUUUCCUGAUGAUCGCCGUCAGUCCAUGAGCAGGCAACCCUCCUUUACAUAUUCAGAAUGGACGGAUACCAAACAGGAUGAUUUUUAUGAACUGGAUGCUGUUCCUGAGACACCCAUGUUCGAUUGUUUUAUGGACAUAAAGACUGAAGCUGAUCCUGUUACGCUCACUGUUAAGUCUGUGGGCUUACAGGAAAGGAGAGGUUCAAACGUGUCGCUGACUCUGGACAUGUGUACCCCUGGCACUACAGAGCCGUAUGGAGCCCUGUUGUCCCCCAGAGAUCAGAGCACACAGGAAUACCUGCAGAAUGCAUCCAACCUGCUUACACCUGAACAGCUGCAUAAACGCGCUCUAGACGAUGCUGUACUGCAGGCUGAGUUUUACGAAACACCCAUGAACUUUGUGGACCCCAAGGAAUAUAACAUACCUGGAGUGGUUAGAAAGAAUCGCUAUAAAACCAUACUACCAAACACACAUAGCAGAGUUUGCUUAAAAACAAAAGAGGAGGGGGAUUUUCUAAGCACCUACGUUAACGCUAAUUAUUUGAAGGGCUAUGGAGGGAAAGAGAAGUCGUACAUCGCUACACAGGGUCCCACUGUAAACACAGUGGGGGAUUUCUGGAGCAUGGUUUGGCAGGAGCACUGUCCCAUUAUCGUCAUGAUCACCAACAUCGAAGAGAAAAAUGAGAAAUGCACAGAAUACUGGCCAGAGGACAGUGUAGUCUGUGAGGGUAUCGAGAUCACUGUCAAACAGGUCAUCCAAGCAGAUGACUACAGUUUAAGGAUUUUCACUGUGAAGAGUGAGGGUGAGGAGCGCACUAUCAGACAGUACUGGUACACGUCCUGGCCAGAUCAAAAAACUCCAGAUAAAGCCCCGCCUCUGCUGGAAUUGGUUCAGGAAGUGGAGGAAGCAAGAAAACAGUCUCCGCCCACCAGUGGCCCUGUCAUUGUCCACUGCAGUGCAGGGAUUGGACGCACCGGCUGUUUCAUUGCUACCUCCAUCUUGUGCCAGCAGCUAAGAAAUGAAGGGGUGGUUGAUAUCCUCAAGACCACUAGCCAGCUACGCUUGGACAGAGGUGGGAUGAUUCAGACAGCGGAGCAGUAUCAGUUUGUUCAUCAUGUACUCAGCCUGUAUGAAAGACAGCUUCAGAAGACCUCAGAAGAGUAGAGCCUCCAUGAGUGCACAACCUUCACACCCCUCCUUAUCUGAAGAUAUGAGGCAGGGACUGACGUCCAGCAGAUCUCAUGUUUUUAUAUACAACAGUAGUGUAGGUUGAAUAGGCCCGAUAUUAGAUACUACAUUACCCACAAUUCCUUUCCCCCUGUUUGCUUAGUCCCAUGCCUGAUCCAGACACCAGUCAGUUAUUAAAUAUACUUGAUUGAUUAGUUCUAUUUUGUUUAUUUGUCGUAACCCCAUGACAUACACAAGUAAUGCCCUAACAACAGGUCAGUAGAUCAUUAAUGCGCAAACGCAACAAUGUUUGUAUGUGUGUAACCUUCAUAGGCAGCGACAUUGUGUGAACACAAUAACAAGCAGACACAAAGGCCUCCAUCUGUUUGAGAUAAUGUAACAUUAGGUUCAGUGACCUCUUCGAUUUCUGAGCCUAAAUGACAGCAAUUUUUCUUUUACUGCGUUUUUACAGGAUUUAUAACGUAAUGUAACUUUAAGAUUUGUUGUGAAGUGUGUGUGUGUGUGCGUGCGUGCGUGCGUGCGUGCGUGCGUGUGUGUGUGUGCGCGUGCGUGCGUGCAUGCGUGUGUGUACAAAUGGUCAUAUGUUGAACAAUUCGCAAUCUGUCAGUGUGUAUGUGUGCGUGUCUACUGGAGCCACAUUGAGAAUAGGAAGGGAGAGAAAAUGUUUACUAUAUGUGCUAUGAUGAUUAUCAGACUUUAACUCCGGAUGUGCGGUUGGUCUCUAGGGAGAGGUUAGCCUACCACAUGUAAUACAAAAUGGCCUUAAUAUGUGUUUUUCUGUCAUAUCUAGGGUUGUUUUGAGAUGUUGUUGAGCAAUUCUAAAGGCAGUGUGGUGUUGCAGCCUGUCAUAGUCUCAUUAGAUACAAUUAGAAGUGAGACUGAUACCUUUUGCCUUCUUGGUUUGCGUGUUGUUGGAUGCUACAACCUGAAAAGUUUUAGUUGGACUCUAAAAAGCAUUGAUGCUGCACCUCAAGGUUUUAUGUAUCGAAAUGCCGAAACACUGUUUCCAACUAAUUUGUAAAUCAUAGCGUGUAUCAAGCAGAAAUCACGACAGUGGGACGUAUAUAGUUGUGCUAUUUUUGCCCUGGACGUCCAGGUUACUGUGACUCAUUAUUACCUUUAUUUUAUUUGCUUGUUUUGCUCUGGAUACAUUAAUAUUGUUUAUAUGUGGGUCUGCGUAUCUGAUUAGUUGAAAUGUAUAAUCAGUAUUUGCCCAAGUUGGCAGCUCGUACAGCUUUGCUGAGACUUGCAGUUUGCAUGAGCAAGUACAUUUUGAAGUUCUAUUUAAUGAUGAUCAAGACGAUUUCGAAAUAAGCAGAUGUCUGUGUGAUCAUGUGAUCAUGAGCUUGUGAUAUGGCGGAGUCUCUGCUGAUGGAAUGACCAUCUUCAAUCAAUGACCUCAUAUGAUCCAGAUGGAAGCACAACACUGGAAUUCUAAUGCAAGUAAACUUUCGACUUUCUCAAACAGUACAGCUGUUACUCUGAUGGUCUCCGGUUGUCAUGUGUUCCUAACAAGAUGUUUCAUCCAGGCAGCACUGACCUGAAAGUAGGGUCUUCUUCAGAAAACACCUUCUUGUUACACCAGAGAUUCUACUAAAGUUGCUUGUUCAAGGCCUCAAGAUAGUGACUAAAAUGGACUUUCAUGCUUUAAUUGCUGCUGUUAUAAUAGUCUUUUUAUUAGGCUAUAGCAGAACUGCUUUUGUGUUUAGUUGGUACUGAGUGAUUGAAUUUUUUUGUUUAAUUAACUGACAUAUUACUCUUAUUUAUUGAAAGAGUUUUGUCUCUAUGUUUUCGUGCUGUUAUUAUACUGCCAAAGACUGUAGUGGUCCAUACUGCAAAACACACACACACACACACGCACACACACACACACACACACACACACACACACACACACACACACACACACAGAAGAGAUCCUAAUUCUACAUUUCAAACCGUAGCGAGACCAACAUGUGGCAUUGUAUACAUGUAUGAAACCAGCAUUUAUAUUUUUAUCCUGUUUUAAAGCGAAGAAUCUGGAUUCCCACAGUAAAAACUGUCUGCUCUUUUACUCAUAUUUGUAUUGAUCAAUACUAUUUUGUAAACAAUUUAAUAAGAAGGAAAAUGUCCCAUAUGUAUCUAAUGAGAACUAAUGUGAAGAAAUGAUCAACUAGGGUCAAGCUAAAGGAGGAAACAGAUUUCGAUUUAAUAUGAUCUGUUUACUCCUUUAAGGGACCGUAUAGUAGAUACAAGCAACACUGACAGCAUCUGUGGCAUACUACUGCAUUUUAGGGCUAGGCAAUAAACUAGGUAAAAAUUCAGAUAAAAACUAAUUGAUAUAAAUACUUUAAGUAUUGAAGAUGCAGGUCUUACAUUUUGGCUUUUAAACACUGGGCUGCUUUACUUUAAUUCAUACGUAGUGUGAUUUGUAAAUGGGACUUUUCUAUACAAAAUAAAUAAAGUUCUUUAGUAUUCAACAUAAUGCUACCAAUGCUGUCAACAGUGCUUGAGCGAUACUAAAUCCAGAACCUUUCUUGACGGAAUCAUUUUAAUAUUUUAAAUAAUAUCUCUGCAUCUGUUACAUGCUGUUUGUCACCCUUAUGCUCCUUCGACUGGUUUUGCACCUUGUCUAUCAGGACAACCUUGCUGAAAAAAAAACAUUUUCAGUCACCAAACUUGUCUGUUUCAGAACUAUACUGUUUUAUGUCAGUAGUCAUUAAGAGAAUUUAUUCACAACAGAGAGUUCUAUUCAAAACACAUAUUGGAUUAGUAUUGACAGGGUGACCUGAUGAUCUUAUCAUCCGUGAUAAGGUCAUUUUAUUGGAUGUAUAAAUGUGUUCUUUGGAUAAAAUGUUAAAUCUUUCAUGCAGUAGUUCAUCAGGGUCAAAUAAAACUAUUUCAGCUAAAUCAGUCCUGUGUCAGCUGAAGAACAGAUUUAUUUAGAGAAUCAAAUCCAGUUUGAAUCAGUUUUGUGGUUCAUACUGUAUAGGCUUGUAGAGCAGGGCCUAUGUCGCAGUUUAGGGGCUUGCAGUUUCAUACCCCUCCCUGAGCUCACUGCCCACUCACUCUCAGUUAGACCCCACUUCCUACUGAACACUCCAUCUGUCGGGCCGUCUGUGUUGCCAGAGAAGAGUAACAGACACAUAGGCACCAGCAAAUAAGUAUAUCAUUAUAUCAUACAAAUACAUACACGCAAAUUAGAUCUCGGGCCAACCCAGCUUGGAUUAUAUUAACAUAACAGUAAUUUUGAUCGAUUUUAAAGGGAAUCUGCAGUAUGCUCUUUUAUGUUGAAAUUGAUUUUAAUUGAAUCAUCAUGAACUACUCACUACCAGCAUAGUAUGUCUUUAUGCACUAUUGUACAAAGCUAAAACAAGCACAAAGAUGAAAUACUGAUUUUUGAAUGUGAAUGCAGGGGCCUGUGCCUCCGCUGUCUUAAUCUCUGAAAUAUUUCAUUGUCACCUGAGUAUUUUACCUUUUUGCUUCUUCAUUUCACCCGAAACGUUUUCAAGGUUUUGUUUAGAAACCAUGUGUUGAUCAGUGUUUUAAUAUUUUAUGCUUAUUUAUUGUCCUGUGAUUUUGGUUCAGAUGGUCGGCACUGAUCCCUCAGUCUGAAGAAAAAGAAGAAAAAAUUGUGUUUUUGUUUAUUUUAUUCCUGUUCUAUAGUGAAAUAGAUGUAGUUUGGAAAAUACAAUUUGCCUCAUUGCUUUCGCAUUGUUCCUCUGCUGUUGAAAUCCAAAUAGAAUGUAACAUGAAUAAGUUUACAAUAUCAUGGCUUGUAUUAUUGGUAUUUGCUUUAAUUUUUAAAUAAAAUACCAUUCUGUCAAUCAGCACUAUUAGGUGAUUAGAGUUUGA